AAUCUCGAAAAACUUUGGUGCUCAGCUGCAGAUUUUCAUUAAAUUUGAUAUUUGGGGGAUAGGUGGCAGAGUGCCACUGUGGAGCACGUUAAUUAUUAAUAUUAUUAAUUCAUGGUUUGGUGACCUCGUCUUUUUGGGGGGAGGUGGCCACAGCCACUUUCUAUCUGCCGCACUGGGGUGCAUGUAACUGUUCAUGUUUUUCUAGCCGGCCUCAUGUAGGUAGCCGUCGGGCACCCAUGGACGAGGCUUCUGGCCAAUUUUAUCUUGCUAUUGUGGGGUGCGUUAAUUAUUUAUUAUUAUUCUCCAUUUAUGGUUUGGUGACCUUGUCUUUUUGGGGUGAGGUGGCCCGUAGCCACUUCCUAUCUGCUGCACUGUUGUGCAUGUAACUGUUUAUAUCUUUCCAGCCAGCCUCGCGCAGUUAGCCAUCAGGCAUCCACGGACAAGACCUCCGGCCAAAUUUAUCUUUCACUCAGUUUCCACAGUCAUCAGGCCCUGAGCACCCUUCACACUUCAUAAAUCAUCUGCAAUUGCAAUCGCAAUCAUCAUCAUCAUUCAUUCAUUGCCAUUCAUCAUAGCGGAUUCUCUGUACUGAAAAAACAAAUCUGUCAUCACCUGCAAAUGCAUGUUAACUUAAUUCUUUUGUUACAGGUUGCACUUUCAGGUUAAACAGGAGGAAGUGAGCAAUGAACUUGAAAGAUGGAAACAUGCACAUACAGAGUACAUUGAAGAAAUGAACACAAAUAUCGAGUUGAACAAGAAUAAAUGUGCUGAACUGAUUGAUGAGUAUACCAGUCUUCAGCUAGAUAAUAUAAAGAUGAAUGAAGAAACAGAAAUCUUACAAAAGGCAAUACACGAAACAGAAAAGAGGUAUACAAUUAUGGAAGAGUCCUUAACUGCAGACUUCACAAAUAUGAUGAGUGAAGUGAAAUUAAUUAAGGAAAACCUACUCCAAAAGGAAAAACAACUUGCAAUAAGCUACGGAGUCCUACAGCAGGUUGAGGCAGAGAAUGAAGCAGAACAUUUUAACUAUGAGGAACUCAAGAAACAAACUACAGAGUUAAAAAGUAGGAAGAAUAAUUUAGAAUUAUCCAUUGAUCAGUUAAAGGCAGAUACAAAAUACAUUUUGAAGCCAAAGGAAACACUUAAAGCUGAACUUAAUGCAAUGAAUGAAAAGCAGUUUCAACAGCUGAAAAAUCAGGCAGCAGCCAUAAACAAAACUGAGGAAUGUAUUUACAAGUCAGGUUCAAUGCUUGAGCAGAUCAACAUGGAAAACAGCAGGCUACAGCUGUGUAAUGCAAAAAUGAAUGAGGACAUCUAUACUAUGAACAAAGAGGCAGAAAAACAUAUGAAGGAAACAGAACAGUUGCAAGAGGAUAAACAUGACUUGUUAAAUUUCCUCCUGCGUCAGUGGGCUGCACACAACUCUGUGGAGGCGGAGUAUUUAGCUCGUGACCAAUGUGUUCUUGAUGACCUUCAGGAGCUCCUGAUGAAAAUUGAGCAAAGAGAACAGAAAGUUGAAGAAAUUCAUAUUAAACUACACGAUGAAGAGAAUGGAAUGGCUUUCCUUUUAGGGAAAAUCUCCACUUCCCAAAAAAACAUUUCAAAGAAGGGUGAAUAAGGGAAGAAUAAAUGAGAGUUUAUGGUUUGAAGGUGUCAAUUUGCUUUGUUUCUAAUGGUUUAAAAUAAACAGCAAUAUUUAGCAUCCAAGUCAGAUAUUUUAUAUUGUUAUAAUACUAAAGCCUAGGAAGAACUCAUCAGAAUAAAUCCAAUCCCAACUGUUUCCAGUUUGUGCCAGUAAAACAAAACUGCAUUUUUAUUACCAUUAAACCAUGGCAAUGUACUUACUGUCCUCUACUUGAUUUGGAAAUCCGCACACAAGAUUUAAUUGCUUUCAGAUAGUUUAAAUAUAUUGCUGCAUGAUACUUCAGAGUAAAAUUCUGCAUGUCGAUUGCAUCAUAAUCACUUAACUGAUUGCCACCUGCUACCUGUUCUGUUCUAGUUACAGUAUUUCAAUUCACAAUGGAGGCAACAAAAUAGACAACUGUAUUUUUGUGAACUUACUUUUAUAAAAUCCUUUGAAGUGGGAUGUUUUUCUGCACCUGGCCUAGAAUGUCCCAGAUAUGCCUUUUGUGAGCAUAAUGAUUCUUAUUCUUUAAUGCUCAAUUGUUAUACAACAAGAGGACAUAGCUCUCCCACAUUGUUUUCUAGAGGUCAGCUGUUCUGUUAUUACUUAAUAAUAUAAAUAAAUUAAAAUAACAACUAAAUAAAUGAACUUUACCUUAAACAUGCAAUAGCAAUACCAAUACCAUUAUCCCUUAUAGUAAAUUAAGUCUGUUGGACAUUCAAAUAGUGGUUGACUUGAAUGAAAUACAUUGGUUACAGUUCUUUUUACUCAGCAUAUUAAACAUACAAAGCUUAAAUUAACUAUCACCGGUUUAACACAAAAUGUAUACAUACAUACAUACAUAAAUACAAACAUAUACCGUAUUCCUUUGAAUUUAAGAUGCAGCCCAAA
Molecule: messenger RNA, 2515 nt
Organism: Polyodon spathula (Mississippi paddlefish)
Lineage: Eukaryota; Metazoa; Chordata; Actinopteri; Acipenseriformes; Polyodontidae
Product: golgin subfamily A member 6-like protein 1
Exons: 8
Coding region: 731-1618 (295 amino acids)
Source: RefSeq, a predicted model, not a curated record